Messenger RNA from Coturnix japonica (Japanese quail), 2158 nucleotides. NCBI's taxonomy places the organism in Eukaryota, Metazoa, Chordata, Aves, Galliformes, Phasianidae. The record is from RefSeq and is a predicted model, not a curated record.
GGCACAGGUUCCCUGCUGCCUGGCCAGGAAUGGAGCAGGAGCCUGCCCAAGGCACAAGUGGGGGUUGGGGUCCUGCCCAGCCUGGCCUGUGGCUCGUCAGGGAGUUGGGGAAGAGAUGGCAAGUAUUGGGAGCUCUGAUGCUCCUUACCUGCUCCUCCUUUCUUGUCUUCUAUAGGAGGUGGUGGGAGAGGAACGAGGCACCCCCCAGAGCAGGAGCUUCACCAUGGCAGAGACCACCUCAGCAGGCUUUGUGCUGAACUACACCGUUACUGGGUACACUGGCCUUACUGAAAACACCACAUAAGAAUGCUUCAUGCUGAGUUAUGAAUAUAAGGUCAAAUUAGGUGUCUUUCUUGGGAUUUCUUUCUGUGGACUUGUGGAUAAUGCGAUAGUCAUGCGAUUCCUGUUCUUCCACGUAAAGAAGAACCCAUUCACUGUCUAUACUCUAAACCUGGCUGUUGCCGACUUCUCUCUGCUCCUCCUCUUUUCUCUGCUCCUGUUACUAUCUUUGAGCUUAACCAUUUGCUCUCUCUUUGAUGACAUUUUAUACAUUUACAUUGCAUUUGAGUUUUUAUGCUACUUCUUUGAUGUCAGCAGUCUGGGUCUCCUUACCGCCAUCAGCAUGGAGCGGUGCGUCUCCGUUCUCUUCCCCAUCUGGUAUCGGUGCUGUCGCCCAAAGCACUUGGCAGGCACUGUGUGUGGGCUGCUGUGGGCUUUCAGUGGGUCUUUGGUUUCUUUCAUGUAUCUCAGCUUUAGCUUUGGCAGAGAACACGUGAAAACGUAUGGAGCUGUAGCCAUUGCAAUCUGUGUGACUUUUUCAUUGAUUAUGUUGAUUUCCAACCUCUUCCUGUUCAUCAAACUCCAGCAUCCAGGUUUUCGGCUACGGCACCCAGGGAAACUCUACGUUGCUGUCCUGAUCAACACGAUCUUCUUCUUUGUCUUUGCUAUUCCUUUCAGCAUGGAGUUAUUUCUCAGUCUUGCAGGCAGACUGCAAUUGCUUCCUGAAGACAUCUCUCUGCUGCUGGCAAUGCUGAACAGCAGCAUCAAUCCUGUCAUUUACUUCCUGGUGGGGUGCUGCUGACAGCGUGGCUCCCCGUGCUCAGUGACUGCUGCCCUGCGCAAAGUGUUUGAGGAGAAGGUGACCAGUGAGGAGGGCAGCCCUGCAGCUGAUGACAAAGUGGCUGAGACCACGGUGUGAAUCACUGCUGGUGAGGAGGCCUGGGGAUGCAAAGCCCUCAUCACAGCUGAAGCUCCGUGGGAGGGUGCAUGGCAGAGCCAGCACAACGCUGCCCAAUUCAGACACUGUCCAUUUGCGUGUGCUGUAUUCCCCAUUGCAAACAACUCUCCUUACCCUGUAAAUAAACUCUGGUUCCCUGUGGUCAGCAGAUGAGUUUCAUGGUCUUUGUGGUGAUCUGCUGAAGGAGAGUAUGGCAUGUGAUCCCUGGGGGAUCAUGAGACAUCUCUGCUAUUCAAGGGCUCUUCAAAAAGGAUUGCACAAAUGGGCAAGUCAAUGGAUCUGACUGGGAAACAAGGGUAGAGAAGCGGGGUAGAGAAGAAGACAUGGGAUAGUAUUACAAUUUACAGGAUAGAGGGGAGGGAGGGAGAAGGAGAGAGAUGAGGCAGAAAGAGAGGGAGAGAAUGAGCAUGCGACAGGAGAUAGAGCAAAAACAGUGAACUGUCCCCAUGGUGCAGAUUAGUAAGAUUUGGUGAGACAAGAAUCUCUUACAGAUAAAACCCCAUUUUCAGCCCUCUCCAACCUUCAGAAGCAAUCUGUGAAGUGACUUGCCUGGGCUGUUCGAUAAGAGGCAGUGUGUGAAGCCCUGAUUCUGUCAUACAUCCACACGCUGCUGAUUUCUCAGUGUGGAGGGUCUCCUGGUCCAGCACCAGACACAUGCAGUGGAACCCAGCAUCCCCAAAUGGCAAGGCAAAGCUGGUGGGUGGGGGAAAGAAAAGGAAAGAAGUGGUAGUUAGGGGCUGUAGGCAGAGAUGGCGAGUGUUGGGACCACCAAUACCCCUCACCUGUCUUUUCUUCCUUGUCUCUCACAGGAGGUGGUGGGAGAGGAAUGAAACAACCAACUUCACACCUUCACUGUCUGUAUCCUAACUCUGGCCAUCACCACUUUCAAUCCGAUCUUUUGUUUUGCUUACCAUUUGCAGU